Messenger RNA from Miscanthus lutarioriparius, 615 nucleotides. Lineage: Eukaryota; Viridiplantae; Streptophyta; Magnoliopsida; Poales; Poaceae. The record is from the annotation of a GenBank genome assembly.
AUGAGCAGCCAGGGAGGAUUCGGUACGGGGAGCCCCAAGUCCUUCCGCUACCCCAGAGGCGGCGACUUCGAUCUCGAGUCCGGGUCCCCCCGCAAGGGCCGCAAGCCCAAGAACGCUCACCUCGAGACCUCGAUCGUCAUGAGGAUCCGCUACUUCUACGAGGCGCACCCCGUGGCCGUGGCCCUUAUCCUCCUCUCCUUCGGGCUCAGCGUCCUCGUCCUCCUGUCCGUUUACGAGACCCGGUUCAGGGCGAUGAGGAGCGUCGGUGCGUGGUCCAGUGACGGCCGGGAGUACCCAUUUCCAAAGCUUCGGAACCUCGUCAUGGUGGCUGGGCAUUCGAUCUACACGAGCUCGAGAUGCGGGGAGACUGAGAGCGAGAAUUCCUGGUUCUUGGAGCCGUACCAGAAGCACCCUGGACAGGCGGCCACCUUCCUGGCUCACAUCAAGGAGGGGGUGGGGAUCGCGGCCAGGGAUGAGGGGGCGCUCCUGUUGUUCAGCGGCGGGGAGACGAGGAGAGAUGCUGGCCCGAGGAGCGAGGCGCAGAGCUAUUGGGCUAUUGCCGAGUCGAAAGGAUGGUUUGGUGAGUUUUCAGCAAUUUCAACAUUUCUUGGUUGA